AGUUGUUAGACUUUUCUUACCUUCCUUCUCAUCAUCCCUUCAAUCUCCCUAUCUUUCUAAUCUUUCAUUUUUUCAUAUUCAACUUCUUCUCUAUAGAAUUAGGAUUAGAUAUGGUGCUGCUUUCCCCAAUUCCAAUAAGGACUGAGAAGAUUUUACCCAUUAAACUUCCUGUUGUGGACUUAUCCACAGAAAGAUCAAUGCUAACAAAACUCAUAGUCAAAGCCUGUGAGGAGUACGGUUUCUUCAACGUCAUCAACCAUGGCGUUUCUUAUGACACUGUAGCAAAAAUGGAAGAAGCGGCUUUUGAUUUCUUCGCCAGACCACUGCCCCAAAAGAAACAACUUCCCAUUUAUGGCUGCAAGAACAUAGGCUUCAAUGGAGACAUGGGUGAGAUUGAGUACCUUCUCCUCAGUGCUUCUCCUACCUCCAUUGCUCACUUCAACAACAUCUCCAACGUCCCCUCAAACUUCAGCUGUAGUGUGAGUGCAUACAGAGAUGGAGUUCGGGAGCUGGCAUGUGAGAUUUUGGAGCUAAUGGCAGAGGGUCUGGGGGUUCCGGAUAGAUGGUUUUUGAGCAGGUUGAUCAGGGAUGUUGAUAGUGACUCAGUGCUGAGGUUCAAUCACUACCCAGCUACACUUAACAAAAACUGCAAGGAUAAGGACAUGUCUCCCUCUCACACCAACACCAAUGUUGGCUUUGGGGAGCAUUCUGACCCUCAGAUUCUCACCAUCCUCAGAUCCAACGACGUCGCUGGCCUCCAAAUCUCUCUUCAAGAUGGGGUGUGGAACCCAGUUCCUCCUGACCCCUCAGCUUUCUGUGUUAAUGUGGGUGAUCUCUUGCAGGUUAUGACAAAUGGAAGAUUUGUGAGCGUGAGACACAGGGCUGUGACAAACUCACACAAGUCUAGAAUGUCGGUGGCUUAUUUUGGGGGUCCACCACUUGAUGCAUGCAUUGUUGCUCCCUCAGUUAUGGUUACACCUCAGAGGCCCUCCCUCUUCAAACCCUUCACUUGGGCUGAAUACAAGAAAGUCACCUACUCAAUGAGGCUGGGAGAACGCCGCAUUGACCUUUUCAGGAACUGCACGCAACUCCACACUCAAAACUACACUUCCUAAGACCAUUACCACUGCCUUUUGCCUUUUCCUGCGCUUCCAUUCUUCUUCUCAUGCUGUUUCUUAUGUGCUUUGCCAAAAUAUGCCACCCAUUCCGUCCUACUCUGCCAAUUAACUUUAUAUGGCAA
Molecule: messenger RNA, 1240 nt
Organism: Vigna radiata var. radiata (mung bean)
Lineage: Eukaryota; Viridiplantae; Streptophyta; Magnoliopsida; Fabales; Fabaceae
Product: gibberellin 2-beta-dioxygenase 2-like
Exons: 3
Coding region: 111-1115 (334 amino acids)
Biological process (GO): response to light stimulus; gibberellin catabolic process
Source: RefSeq, a predicted model, not a curated record